AUGUCUCGUCCACCCCCGCCCGAAGCCCGCGCUAGAGAGUUCGAUGAGACUCUCGCGGCCGGCUCCAAGACCGUCUCCUACCUCGAGGUAGCUCGAUAUAUGGCCGAUGUAGAGGCCCGUCUCCGCAAAGAAGACAAAACCAAACUCAUGGCCACACUAGGCUCCAUGAAACCCACCUCCACCUGCGAAGAAAUCAAGGCCGCCAAGGACAAAUGCAGGCUCCUCCUCAGCAGCGAACCGGGUCUCCUCGCGCGCUUCGACGACUUUCUCAAGCACGCCGCCAUAGCGAUGGGUAAGAAGGUCAGCAGCGACGCCGAGCGCCGUGGGCAGCCGUCGGGUUCUUCGUCCGCGUCGCCAGCGGCGUCGACGCCGGGGGAUUCUGCAAGGAGUGGGAGUGAUUCCUGUACCAUAUCGAUGGAAUCACGACUGGGCCGGGACCAAGUCCGGCGACUCAAGGCACUGCCAAACGAGAAUCCGGAUGCCUUCUCACAUAUCCUCUUUGACGAGCUGGACGAGGAACCAGUCCUGGACUACAUCACCGACCUGGAAACUAGGCGCGAAAUUUUCGAAGAACUACAGAAGCUAUCGAAGACCUACGACGAACCAGGGCUGAACGCCAUGACACUCGGUAUCGUCAUGGUCGCCCCGAUCAUGAGGUUGCAGGCACUCGUCAGAGAAAUGAAGAGUAGCCUCGACAAAUCUUCCGGCUUGAACCAGCUGUUGUGGGUUCAGGGCUUCACCAACUUUAUGCGUGAAACAGCCGUCCAAGGGAUAAAGGCGUUGAAAACAGAGAGACAACUGGAGGUGUGUCCUUACUGGGAUGCUGGAUCCCGAAGCGGCCUGUAUUGCCGCUUAUUUGCCGCUGGAAACGAAGGACUUCAGUCGGGUGAGUUGAAACUCAAGACUGGUCAGACUUUUAUCCUCAGGGCCCAGGGCCAGAAAGACACCACAAGUAUCGAGCUGCUACAGCUCUCAUGGGAUCUCCUUCGCGUUGCUGCGAUCUGCGGCGCUGCUACCGACGACACACCAAACGGAGAGAAUGACGAGAGUGAGGGUAGAAGUGUUGGUGCCGGCUCCGUAACGUGGGAGGGGAAUGAACGUGACGAGCUGCGGCGCUGGGCGGUGGGGGUCGCGGAAGCCACAGCGGAAGAACGAGACGAGCCUGAAAACAGUCCCAAAGACUCACGCUAG
This is a messenger RNA of Scedosporium apiospermum, 1191 nucleotides long. RefSeq lists its product as uncharacterized. NCBI's taxonomy places the organism in Eukaryota, Fungi, Ascomycota, Sordariomycetes, Microascales, Microascaceae. Bases 1 to 1191 code for a protein of 396 amino acids. The transcript is spliced from 4 exons. The record is from RefSeq and is a predicted model, not a curated record.